Molecule: messenger RNA, 1089 nt
Organism: Fimicolochytrium jonesii
Lineage: Eukaryota; Fungi; Chytridiomycota; Chytridiomycetes; Spizellomycetales; Powellomycetaceae
Exons: 11
Coding region: 1-1089 (362 amino acids)
Biological process (GO): protein quality control for misfolded or incompletely synthesized proteins; protein deglycosylation; glycoprotein catabolic process
Cellular component (GO): nucleus; cytosol
Molecular function (GO): peptide-N4-(N-acetyl-beta-glucosaminyl)asparagine amidase activity
Source: RefSeq, a predicted model, not a curated record
AUGGUCGAGGCGACGGAGGCCCUGAGGAUGGCCGACGAGGUCUAUCAGAACUUCCUGGUGUGGCUUAGAGAACGCCAGCAGUCUCGACCGCAGCCAACCCGGACAGCACCCAACGUGCAGGGUCAGCGCGAAAUAAUAGGCCGACUUCAGUCUGCGAUCGCUCAAUCUCGUCACUACGAGGACUUUGAACUGCAGGAUGCAGCACGUGACGCUAUCCCGGUGGAUGAACUCCACGAACAAGCUCAGUCGGAGGUGAAAGCGAAUGCCGACCUGCAUUUCCAUGAUCAGUUGGUCAAGGCUUUGUUGAGAUGGUUCAAAACAAAGUAUUUCACGUGGGUCAACGCGCCGGAAUGUCAGUUCUGUAAGAGCUCAACAACUGGAGUAGGGGGAGCUCAGCCAACACCCACAGAGGCGAGCUAUCAAUGCGGGAGGGUAGAGCUGUAUAAAUGCACCGCAUGCUCGAAAGAGACGAGGUUCCCUCGCUACAACGACCUGCGGAAACUGAUGGAGACCAAGUCAGGGCGAUGCGGCGAAUGGGCGAAUGUGUUCUGCUUGUUCGCGAAAGCGAUGGGUUUCGACGCUCGUUACGUGCUGGACUUCACCGACCAUGUAUGGACAGAGAUCUACAACGAUCGGGAGAAGCGAUGGAUAAACUGCGAUUGCUGCGAGGGAGAUGGAUCCUAUGACCAACCACUGAUGUACGAGGCAGGCUGGGGAAAGAAGCUGACCUACAUCUUCAGCAUCGGUCCUUACGAGGUCGUGGACGUCAUCCACCGCUACACCGCCAGACCAGACGAAACGUUCGCGCGUCGGACUCUGGUCGACGAAGCUUGGUUAUCACAGCAAGUAAAAGUUUUAACCCAUGCUCUCCGCGAAGGGCUGCCACCAAGCAUGAUCGCCGAACUGGAAGAACGUGAUAAGGCGGAGGAGACGCAGCUGAAGGGCGCGCCGAAAGUCGAGCAUCCUGAGGACCUUGUUGGACGACAAUCGGGGUCGGUGGAGUGGCGGGCGACGAGGGGUGAGAUUGGGAAGAGCGGGGAGGGGCAGAAGGACGAUGCGGCGAAGGAGGAACAUGAUGAUACGGUUUAG